CUGCUAGAUUUCUUCCCAAAGUUAUACUCUAGGUGAACGCAUCUCGUAUUGGAGUUGGCUUAAAAUUGUUGUUUUUGGGUUGGGCAAGGGAAAUGGGCAUGGAGGGGUUAGGGGUGGAGAAGUUAGGAAUAGGGAUGGGUAGGGUAAAGGGAGAUUAUGGAAUGUGGGUGGAUGUGAGCCUAGCUGUGAGGACUUUAAGAACCAUAAAGACCUUGAAACAUGGGAGCACUAAAACCACUGGAUCUAAUAAAGAGCUUUAAGUUUUGUUAUAUAAUACAGAGAUUUGGGAAGUGAACAGGAGACGAAGAGGGUGGAGACUGAACUUAUAGUGGCAUUGUUAGUUUACUCUGAAUUCUAAAAGUUUCCGUCCUAGCUUAGGACUUCUGUUUGAGUUUCUUCUUUUAUUGGGAGUUUUUGCCUCUUUUGCAUUGCCUUUAGCCCUGACUUCAAAACAUUGCCUGCUUUUACAGACAAGGCUGUUUUGUUCAUUUCUUAUAAAGAUUUAAAAAGUUUAACCUAAGAAUCCUG
Molecule: messenger RNA, 528 nt
Organism: Moneuplotes crassus
Lineage: Eukaryota; Ciliophora; Spirotrichea; Euplotida; Euplotidae
Source: the annotation of a GenBank genome assembly